AUGUCGGCUUGGCAAAAAUUCACCGACUACGGCAUCUGCACAAACCGCAUCGAAGAGACGAUCUGGCUGCAUGGAUGCGCGAAUCUCUUGGAGGAGUGGGUGGAGAGCUGGAUGAAGAAGUGGGCACCUCCGACAGCAGAACCACCGAUUUGCAGUCGAUCACCUCGAGCCGAAGGUGACACAACCGUCAUGCAGAGAGCCAUGUGCCCGUGGGAAUCAAGAGUGGAUUUUGACGAGACGCGUGAGCCGAAGAUCGUCUCCGAAGCGGUGUGUUUGUGCCGUCGAAGUCGCGGAGCCACUGGAGCGUUCUGUCUGCCCAUAAAGAGAGAG
This is a messenger RNA of Ostertagia ostertagi, 330 nucleotides long. The record is from the annotation of a GenBank genome assembly. Lineage: Eukaryota; Metazoa; Nematoda; Chromadorea; Rhabditida; Trichostrongylidae.